CUCAAAAUGAGCGAAGUGGUUACUCACGAUUUCAGUACUUUAGCAUUCCUGCCGGCAGCUUUAAAUAUAAAUCGUCUCCAAAACUAAGCCCUAAAAUACCUAAUUGCAGUGAUCAAGCUCAUCAAUGGCGGAGAAUGAGAUCACGUACAUCUGCAAGCGGACGGUGCUCAGCACGAGGCCGAUUCCGGCCGGAAACCACCACAACCUGUCGUUAAUGGAUCGAUUGAUGGAGAAAAAGCACGUAAAGAUCGUCUCCUACUACGGAUCGGCGGGAGCGACGAAGAUCGGCGGCGAAGCGACGCGGCGGCUGAGAGAGUCUCUGUCGGAAACGCUGAACGAGUUUCCGAUGGUGAGCGGGCGAUUGGUGAAGAACGAGGAAGGAAAUUGGAGAGUGAAAUGCAACGACGCCGGCGUUAGAAUGGUGGAGGCUAGGGCACAGGGAAGCGUAGAGGAGUGGCUGAGGAUCGUGGACGGAGAAAUGGAGCUCAAACUUGUGCACUGGGAAGAAAUGUUGAAUACGCCUUAUUUUUGGUCUACUUUUUAUGUUCAGGUAACAGAGUUUGAGGGAGGGGGCUUUGCCGUGGGCCUGAGUUGCUCUCACCUUUUAGCCGAUCCAAUUUGCGCCACCAUGUUCCUUAAAGCAUGGGCCGACACGACUUCGGUCCAAAAUAUAACUGGGCCUUCUAUUUUCCACCCACGGCCCAGGCCCAAUAAUUCCCUGAUCAAUUACUACAAAUCCUCGAUGGAGAAACCCCCUCCAACUCUAACCACACAUGCAGAACACAAAACGAUUGCCUUAGCAUUUUCCGACAACGCGGUGCGGGCCUGCAUUGGCAUGGCCCAAGAUGGCGGCCCACUAAAUGACUGCCCAUCUCCUUUCGCUGCUCUGGCUGGGCUUUUUUGGGCCUGCAUCAGCAAGGUGAGGAGAAAUGGGAAUGAUGAAGAUGGGUUUGUAAAAAUGUCAAUCUGUUUGAAUGGAAGAAGAGGGUUGAAGGUUGGAAACGAUGUGUUUGGAAAUUACAUGGUUUGUAAUGCAGUCGAGGUAGACGAUUGGGUGGAAAGAAGCGUCUCGACAGUGGUUCGGGCUGUGGUAGAAGUAGUGACUAGUAUGGAAGAUAAGGAGAAUAUUUUGGAGUUGAUCAAUUCGCAACACGAUGAUCAAUGGAGCACGCUGAACUCAAAUCUCAUAUGUAUGAACUUGGAGGAGUUGGAAGAAACCACGUUUAAGAGUGAUAAUAAACUAAUCAGGACAUCAUAUUAUGUGGAGCCUGUGGGUAAAGGGGGACAAAUAUUGAUCCUUCCACCAUUACAAUUAUCGCAAAAGGCUCAAUUGAGUAGAGUAGUUGUUGUUACACUUCAAAACGAUGAAGUGGUAAAACUUUUAGUUAAUGAUCUUAUUUUGAGUUUCCAUCCAAAAAUUUUGUUCGGAGAUAUACAAUGA
Molecule: messenger RNA, 1441 nt
Organism: Momordica charantia (bitter melon)
Lineage: Eukaryota; Viridiplantae; Streptophyta; Magnoliopsida; Cucurbitales; Cucurbitaceae
Product: HXXXD-type acyl-transferase family protein
Molecular function (GO): acyltransferase activity, transferring groups other than amino-acyl groups
Source: RefSeq, a predicted model, not a curated record